Messenger RNA from Cadophora gregata, 1185 nucleotides. RefSeq lists its product as uncharacterized. Lineage: Eukaryota; Fungi; Ascomycota; Leotiomycetes; Helotiales; Ploettnerulaceae. The record is from RefSeq and is a predicted model, not a curated record. Bases 1 to 1185 code for a protein of 394 amino acids. Gene Ontology annotation, molecular function: epoxide hydrolase activity. The transcript is spliced from 7 exons. Gene Ontology annotation, biological process: epoxide metabolic process.
AUGUCGCCCAUCAUACCUUUCAAGAUAGAUGUCCCAGACGCAUCUUUAGCGAACCUAAAGGAGAAGCUCCAGCUGGCUCGUUUUCCAGAAGGGGACCUUGAAGAAGCCGGUUGGGAUUACGGUGUUCCUUUAAAGCUAGUCAGAGAUUUAACCAAAUAUUGGAUUGAGGACUUUGAUUGGCGAGUCGAGGAAAAGAAACUCAAUAGUGUUCCUCAAUUCAAGACGGAGGUCAAAGUCGAAGGUUUUCAUCCUAUUGAUAUCCAUUUCGUGCAUCAAAAAAGCGAUAUUGAGGGUGCUAUACCACUACUGUUUCUGCAUGGCUGGCCAGGAAGUUUCGUGGAGGUGACGAAGAUACUACCAUUGUUGAAAGGGAACAACGGCAAGCAGGCUUUCCAUGUUGUGGCACCGAGUUUGCCGAAUUUUGGAUUUUCGGGUCGAGUCACGAAGAAAGGAUUUGGACUCGGUCAAUACGCAGAGGUCGUAAACAACCUUAUGCUAGCGCUUGGAUACGAUCAAUAUGUAACCCAAGGAGGUGAUUGGGGAGCUCUCAUAUCCCGUGUCAUUAGUGCCCGCUUCCCACAGCACAACAAAGCUUCACACAUCAAUGUUGCAAUCGCAAGCGAGCCGAAAUGGGAUGCAGACAACCCAAAACCCAAAUACACCGAGCGCGAGCUUACCACCCUGAAAAACAGUGAAGUAUGGCGCCGGGAUGGCAUUGGAUAUCUCGCACUACAGUCGACUAAGCCAGCUACCCUAGGCUUCUCUCUUGCGGACUCGCCGACUGGACUUUUAGCCUGGAUCUAUGAAAAGCUCGUCGCUUGGACUGACGAUUAUCCAUGGACUCCCGACGAGAUCCUGACUUGGAUCUCAAUCUACUACCACUCGACCGCCGGCCCGGCCGCCUCAAUCAACAUUUACUACGAAGCCAAUGCCGCUCACAACACGGAAUUCAACCUCCUCACCAUCCAAAAAUACGUCGACGUCCCGCUCGGCAUCGCUGAUUUCCCAAAGGAGGUUGCUAAUGCGCCGAAGAGCUGGAGGAAGGGGCUGGGUCCGGUGGUGGAGGAUGUGCAGUUUGAGAAGGGUGGGCAUUUUCCGGCUUGGGAGAGGCCGGAGGAUUUGGCGGGCUGUUCGGUGAGGAUGUUUGGGAGGGGUGGGGGUGCGGAGGGGGUGGUGGAGGUGUGA